This is a messenger RNA of Symbiodinium sp. CCMP2592, 455 nucleotides long. NCBI's taxonomy places the organism in Eukaryota, Dinophyceae, Suessiales, Symbiodiniaceae. The record is from the annotation of a GenBank genome assembly.
AUGUGCUCGACUCCCCCGUCGCCUGCAACACCUGUGGGUGUGGAGACAGCUGAGUGGCUGGAGCCCAAGACGGAGGCGGACGAGGACGGCGGCGAUGGCUUCUACGAGGACACUUGGCCGAUGGAGACCGAGUGGCCGGAAGGGGAGCAGGCUUGGGAUGGUGAGCAUGGCGACGGCACCAGCUUCACGAAGUCAGAGUGGAAUCGCAAAUGGGACUCUGCGUGGUACAGUGCCAGCCAGGUGAACUAUGCCAGCCACGAGAACUACUACAAGUAUGAGGACGACCAGGUGCACAAUGGCGGGAACAAGUGGCAUGGGAAGAAGGUCGCGAAGGAUGCGGCAUGGAGCAAGCCCUGGGUGGACCGCCGGUCGCAGAGCACAUCCUCGGGCUCUUCGGGACGAAAGGGUACCUAUGUGCGAGGCGGCUAUGUCAGCCCAGAGGGCAAGUUCUUCAC